GUCUCGUUGUUUCUCUCAGCGUUGAAGGUUGAAAAGAUCAAUACGCAAACAUGUCUGCAGCACUCGAUAUGAGCCUCGACGACCUCAUCAAGAGCAACAAAAAGUCUGGAUCCGGAAACUUCAGAGGCCGCGCCCGACCCGGACCCGGACCCGCUCGCCGCUUCUCCAACCGUGCCGCCAACCGCGCCGCACCCUAUGCCGCCGCUAAGCCGCCAGAGACUACGUGGCAGCACGAUUUAUAUGCAGAUCCGCAUCUGGCUAUGGCAGCUUACCCAGCUCAAGGUGGUCGUGCAUCUUCCAUAGAAACUGGAACCAAGCUUUACAUAUCUAACUUGGAGUAUGGUGUUUCCAAUGAUGAUAUUAAGGAAUUGUUUUCUGAAGUUGGUGACCUGAAACGGCAUACCGUUCAUUAUGACAGGAGUGGCAGAUCAAAGGGUACGGCAGAAGUAGUCUUUUCGCGACGAGCUGAUGCUAUAGCUGCUGUAAAGAGAUACAAUAAUGUUCAACUAGAUGGCAAACCAAUGAAGAUAGAGAUUGUGGGAACAAACAUUUCCACACCUGCUGUGGCUCCUGCUGCAAAUGGAGCUUUUGGGAAUUCAAAUGGAGUUCCUCGAAGCAGUGGACAAGUACGAGGCGGGGCAAUAGGAAGGCUGGGAGGCAGAGGGCCAGGCAUUCAAAGGGGUCGAGGACGUGGAAGAGGUCGAGGUGGUGGAAGAGGUCGAGGUGGAGGUCGUGGCGAGAAGUUAUCUGCAGAAGAUCUUGACACUGAAUUGGAGAAAUAUCAUGCAGAGGGAAUGCAAUUGAACUGAAGGGAUCACCCAUGUUCAUUUUCUUGCUAUAUCACAUCUGUGGUUUUUAGGGGCAUGGUGAUGGAACACCACAUGUUUAUGUAUCUUUGUCACAGCCUCUACCUUUAGGGAAAGGGGAAGGAUUACUUCUCGAGUGAAAACUGUUAGACUUUAUAUAUGGAGUUUGGGUUUCUGUUGUCUAAUAUCCGUUUUUCUUGGGUAUGAAUAUGGAUUAAGAAAGAGAAGUUAUCAUGUAAAAAGCACUCAAGCUUGGUUUCAUUGACUUUAAUCAAUCAACAAGUGGAGUGAUCAAUUCACAAAGAAAUCUUUGGUUGCAAAAUGUGGGAGGCUGCAGAUUUCACCUACAGCUGCCUUCUUGUUUUGGUUAAACCAUCACAGUGGAAUCUUCAAAGAAGGUAGACUGGAGCCUCUUCUGUCCUGUCCCCUCAUAAAAAAGAUGAGUCAUGAUCACUUUUUGUUACUAGAAUGCCUUUUCCUUGUGCUGUAAUUAUUUGUUCUGAUAUAUUCUAAUAAGGUUUGUUAUCUUGAGAUGUUCGUACUUGUUAUUGGGGAGCACAUCUUUCAUCUUUCCUGACUGACUGAUAAUGCUUAUUAUCUAGUGAGAUGGAAUAUAUAUCAUCUGUUCUAACUUGACUUUACCGGUUGAGUGCACUGGUCAAGAUACAGACUUACAGCUGAAGAUAGCAUUCCCGGAUAGGGAUGCGGGUUAGUUUUCAUCUUACAGUUUCUCGUCCUGCUGAAUUCAAAUUCUGUUCUGUGCCGUGAAUUCAUAUGCACUAUGACCCUGCUUUCUUCCACACUUCUCAGAACAGUCGCUGGGGUCAAUGUUACGGUCUUGGUUUUACUGAUUGAAAUUGAAAGGGACAUAGAGGGAGCUGAUAGAAGUGCGCAUUACUGAUGCUUGUCAGAGUGGCUGUUGAAGUUAACAGGCCGUGGUGACAUUAUUGGGCAUGAUAAUUCGCCCUCCCUAGCUGGGGAAAGGGUAACGUAUACUUCCCUUAAACCAAGUGUAAUGUUUGUCCUUUAUUAUGGGUUUUUUUUGAUGAACUGAGUGGUCCGAUUGCCAAAUAAUAUUAUAUUCAUUGGAGCAGUUGCGGAAUAAUCCAUAAUGUGUGGCUUGUUCUCUUUAACGUAAGGUGCAGUAUCACUUUGCUCAUAAGUUGUUUUUGACAGCUGACCUGAAAUUGACAAGUGAUUUUUUCUUUGGUUUGUAUUGUGAUUGUGAUGCCAGUCCUUGGUGUUGCUGCA
Gastrolobium bilobum is the source of this 2057-nucleotide messenger RNA. RefSeq names its product THO complex subunit 4A-like. Gene Ontology annotation, biological process: mRNA export from nucleus. The record is from RefSeq and is a predicted model, not a curated record. NCBI's taxonomy places the organism in Eukaryota, Viridiplantae, Streptophyta, Magnoliopsida, Fabales, Fabaceae. The coding region runs from base 51 to 809 and encodes 252 amino acids. Gene Ontology annotation, molecular function: mRNA binding. The transcript is spliced from 5 exons. Gene Ontology annotation, cellular component: nucleus.